AGCGCACCAUUAGGUGGUCUGUGAGAACUCUGCCGUCGACGGUCCGUAACUUCCUGUUUAGACAAGCGAAAGAGGAAGUAUGGCGACAACAGAGCGACUCGGGCCCUCUCGGACCCGAAGAAAUAGUAAUAAAAACAUACUUACAAGGAUCAGACAUGGACAAAUUAGUGGCGGGGGACUUAGUCGAGGCACAGAGAUGUCUGAGGCCCUACUUCAAGAGAGGGACCAUCAGGCCAAGUGGCAUGGGAUUCCAGUGAUGCUGCAGAGACUGUAUGACAGCAGUCACCUCAACAGUGACCUCUCCCAGAUCCACUCCAUUAUCAAGGAAGUGGCAUCUUUUCUCUCCAUGGAGGCAAUGUCGUUUGUGACAGAGGAGAGGAGAACAGCACAGGAGUCCACCUCUCCCAACACAUACACCUUUGACCUCUUUGGCGGCGUUGAUUUACUAGUGGAGAUUCUGAUGAGACCCACCCUGACCACGCAGACCAAUUUCCCGAAAAUGAGUGAUGACCUCGUCAAGGAUUGUUUAAGUGUUCUGUACAAUUGUUGUAUAUGUAUGGAAGGAGUCACUAAAAGUCUGGCAUCACGAGAUGACUUUGUCAUGUUUUUGUUUACGCUCAUGUCGAACAAGAAGACAUUUUUGCAAACUGCCACAUUGAUUGAGGACAUUCUUGGGGUCAGGAAGGAGAUGAUCCAGCUGGAGGGCAUCCCCAACCUGCCCAGUCUGGUCCAGAGCUUCAACCAGCAGCAGCUGGCCAACUUCUGCCGCAUCCUGUCAGUCACCAUCACUGAGCCGGACCUGGGCAAUGAUGACAAGCACACACUGCUGGCUAAAAACGCCCAGCAGAAGACCAACCUCUGCCCUUCCCACUCUGAAGUCAACCAGGUGGCCCUGCUGAACAUCCCGGGCUUCAUUGAGCGGCUGUGUAAGCUGGCUACCAGGAAGGUAUCUGAGGCCUCGGGGGCAUCCAGCCUGCUGCUGGAGCUUCAGGACUGGUACACCUUGCUGGACAACGCCCUGGUGCUGGACACUCUUAUGCAGAUGGCCACAGAGGACGCCGAGCAGAGCAGCACAGAGUCGCCAGACGAGAGCUCUCUGGUCACCAGUCCUCUCAGGCACAGUCUGCCCCAGUCCAUGAAGAUCGUCCAUGAGAUCAUGUACAAGGUGGAGGUUCUCUAUGUGCUCUGUGUGCUCCUCAUAGGCCGCCAGAGGAACCAGGUUCACAGAAUGCUUGCAGAGUUCAAACUGAUUCCAGGUCUCAACAACCUGUUUGACAAGCUGAUCUGGAGAAAGCAGACGUCCACCCACGUCCUCCACGGCCAGAACCAGAACUGUGACUGCAGCCCGGAGAUCUCCUUUAAAAUCCAUUUUCUACGACUACUCCAGAGCUUCAGCGACCAUCAUGAGAACAAGUAUCUCCUCUUGAACGCUCAGGAGCUGAAUGAGCUCAGUGCCAUCUCUCUGAAGGCCAACAUCCCUGAGGUGGAGGCUCUCGUCAAUACGGACAGAAAUCUAAUCUGUGAUGGUAAAAAGGGCCUCCUGACACGGCUACUUUCAGUCAUGAAGAAAGAACCGGCCGAAUCCUCAUUCAGGUUCUGGCAGGCGAGGGCGGUGGAGAGCUUCCUGAGAGGAUCCACCUCCUACGCUGACCAGGUGUUCUUGCUCAAGAGAGGCCUGCUGGAGCACAUCCUGUUCUGCAUCAUAGACAGCGGCUGUAAGUCCAGGGAUGUGCUGCAGAGUUACUUUGACCUGCUGGGGGAACUCAUGAAGUUCAACAUCGACUCCUUCAAGAGGUUCAACAAAUACGUCAACACAGAGGAGAAGUUCCAGACGUUCAUGACGCAGAUCAACAGCUCUCUGGUGGACUCCAACAUGCUGGUGCGCUGUAUCAUCCUGUCCCUGGACCGCUUCGAGAGCCAGACUGACGAUGUGAGAGUUGUGGAGGUGCUGUCAGAGUGCAGUCUGUUGUCCUACAUGGUCCGCGUGGAGAACAGACUAACCAUCCUCUUCAGGCUCGUCAACAUCAUCAACGUGCAGACGCUCACACAGGAGAAUGUGAGCUGUCUGAACACCAGCCUGGUGGUAUUGAUGCUGGCCAGGAGACGGGGUAAGCUGUCCUUCUACCUCAACGCCCUGAGAGAGAAGGAGUACACAGAGAAAUACCCCGGCUGCCUGCUCAACAACUUCCACAACCUGCUGUGCUUUUGGCAGCGCCACUACCUCAACAAGGACAAGGACAGCACCUGUCUGGAGAAUAGCUCCUGUAUCCUCUUCACCUAUUGGAAGGAGACCGUGUCGGUUCUGUUGGACUCAGACCGGACUUCACUAUGUGCCAUAGCCAGCUACAUCGACGAGGCCUACAUGGAUCUGGGAAGAGACUUUCUGGAAGUUUAGUCCCUGGGAAGCCGUCUCUGGAAAAGGGAAAAGAUGGGGGGAUGGAAAGAAGAUAGAAAAAAAGAGGAGAGGCAAUGUCUCAAUCACCUGAAGACUGAACAGAUCUGAGCGCUCACUUCUUCACAUAGCUGUUAUUCAGGGAUCCAUCGGUGUACAGAAUGACUGUGUGCACAGUUUUGGGCAUGUGUAUGUAUUUUUGCAUUUGUGUGUGUGUGUGUGUGGAUAUGCUUUAGUGGGUGUGUGAGUAUUGGCUGUAGGUGUGGAUGCGUAUGCUUGUGUGUGUCUAGCAGUGGAGGCUGGGAAGAGGAGUUAUAGGAGGACGAGCUCAUUGUAGUGGCUGGAAUGGAAUAAAUGGGUUGGGUUAAACGUGGUUUGUGGUCCAUUUAUUCCAUUCCAGACAUUACAAUGAGCCUGUCCUCCUAUAGCUCAUCCCACCAGCCUCAUCUGGUGCAUAGCUGUGUUGGGGUGUGUCACAUGCUGGAGUUUCCAUUCUGUUUUAUCUGUGGGGGAAAACAGUCAGCCAAUCAGCAGCCUUUCACUAACAGAAGGGAGAUUUCUCGUACCCGGUUGUCACUAGUUACCACAGCCACAAAGUCAUAACUCCCUGCCUAUUUCUCUCAUUUCUAUUCUUAAAACUUUAACCACACUGCUAACCUUAUGUCUAAUCUUAAAUUAGGACUAAAAUGCUCAUUUUGUUUAUAUUAAUUAUUACGUUAUAGCCCAUGAUGUCUUUGUGGCUGUGGUAACUAGUGGAAACCUUCCUACCCUCUGGCAAAACAAACGACGGUCCAACUUCAUAUUGAGUGGUUCCAAAUCCCUGCAUUUACAUGGUAAUUACACUGGCAGAUAUAGUGGGUACAUAUACACGGUUAGUACUUACAACUGGUAUACCUGUUUGGAUGCUAGUGUAAUAGUCAAACACGAAGGAGAUGUUUUAACACAAUCCAUUUUGAAUUUGUUUGCAGAUAUAAAGCAUGUUAAAUACAUUUUGUUGUGCAGUCAACAGUCAAGUACACCAACAGGGAAAAUAACAUUACUCUGUAUCUAACGGUAUCUAAUUACCAUGUCAAAAUGUUUUCGACAUUUAAUACAAGUGGGACCAAAACAUUGAUAUUUAAGGGACAAGCAAUUGUUUUAUUUUGGUGGUCUAAAAAGGGACUCUAUAUUUAAAGAAAUGAUCCAUGUAAAUGAUAAAGUAUUUAGGCGAAGGACAAGGUCGAUACAAGGCUCUGGAACAUGGGACUCGCCAGAAGCAUGAAUGUCUUGUGUCCGACAACACAGAGGAGACCUGGCUGGCCAUCCUAAAAUUACGUUAGGAAAGAUGCUUAACUUAUGGCACGAGGAUACGAGACUCCCUGUUUCAGAAUGUGUAUCUGUAUGUGACACUGGGCUUAUGUCUGAGCUCUUCUCAGAAAGUGAGUGAGAGUAUGUGUGUGUUCAUCUAAUACACAGGUAAGUAUCUGCAACUUCACUUUGUAAAGCGAAUGAGAUAAAUAAUAGAACACCA
Oncorhynchus kisutch (coho salmon) is the source of this 3902-nucleotide messenger RNA. Its product is annotated as short transient receptor potential channel 4-associated protein-like. Bases 80 to 2395 code for a protein of 771 amino acids. Gene Ontology annotation, cellular component: Cul4A-RING E3 ubiquitin ligase complex. Gene Ontology annotation, molecular function: phosphatase binding. Gene Ontology annotation, biological process: ubiquitin-dependent protein catabolic process. Lineage: Eukaryota; Metazoa; Chordata; Actinopteri; Salmoniformes; Salmonidae. The record is from RefSeq and is a predicted model, not a curated record. The transcript has 19 exons.